AUGUGGAUUAACGCUGUAAACCGCAAAACACCUAAAGGCUGUAGGACAAUAAAUUAUGACAACUUGAGAAUUUGUUCCGAUCAUUUUAGAUCAGGACAGCCCUCGAAUUUACACAACACUGAUGAUGUUGAUUGGGUUCCUUCUUUACGUAUGGGAUACCAAACAAAAGCUGAAAAAAGAAAUGAUGAAGCUAGUAGUACACGCAAACGUUGGAUUGAUAGACAACGGAAAUUGGAGCCUGAAUUGAAUGAGACUGAGAUUUUUUCUGUACCAAACCCUUCUGCUUCCAUAACAGUUUCGCGAGAAAGUGCUGUUUCACUGGACGAAUGCAUAGGCACCGAAGUCCCAGAGGAGAAUAAUGCAGUGUCUAUUUCAAUGGAUAAUAAUGAAAUCGAGAUCGAUAAUUCCACUGCACAAGCGAAUGGCGGUGCAUCUUUAGCAUCAAAGAAUGUUCCAGCUAAUAGCUCGAAUCAAAUUUUCCGAGAAUUGAAACUAUCACGUUCACUAUUAUUCAGUGAUGAAAUGUUUGCCGAAGAUGAAGAAAAACUUAAAUUUUACACUGGAGUGAAUAGUAUGAAAUUACUUCAGUUUUUGUUAAAAGGCGAUUACCUGGCCUUCCGAAGCAGCCAUAAAACAAUCAACACCAGAUAG
Planococcus citri (citrus mealybug) is the source of this 651-nucleotide messenger RNA. RefSeq lists its product as uncharacterized. Lineage: Eukaryota; Metazoa; Arthropoda; Insecta; Hemiptera; Pseudococcidae. The record is from RefSeq and is a predicted model, not a curated record. The transcript is spliced from 6 exons. The coding region runs from base 1 to 651 and encodes 216 amino acids.